AUGUUGGGACAGAAAUCAAUCAGAACAAGUAUUUGGGCUACCAAAAAUAGUGGCAGGCUUUACUACGCUCAGCUUCUUCAGCAAGUUAAAGCUUCUGAUACCCCUAGAUAUUUUUCUUACACCCCCACUUCUCUCCAAGCAGAAAAAGAGGAGGAGCAGCAGCAGCAGCAACAACAACAACAGCAAUCAUGGCCACAGCCUAGCGAACCUGUGAUUUCAGUUACACAGGAAUCCCUUUCAACAACAAGAUCUUCUUCCAAGCCUAAAAUGCUAUCAACUUCAGGCAUUUUUUCAGACUUGUUUACCUCGAUUGUUGAGGACCCCAAGCCUGUUGAGGUUGGAAUUCCGUUAUACGACAGCAGCAUCCAGGAUGUUUCCAAGAAUCCCUCAUCUGAAGAAUUGCGUGAGCGAAUUAAGCUUUCACUGGCACAAAACCCUGAAAACAUUUUCAAGUUUCUUUCUUCAUCUUAUCUGUCUAACUUUGACAUUUUGGAGAAUCGAUGGAACAUUUCACGAGAGAGCUUUGAAAACGAUAAUAAGGUGUUUCGUGCUGCAGAUCACUUGACUUCGGAAAAUUUGAGUAUGAUAGAGUUGGUAGAGAUAAACAAGGUAAUCAUCUGGCAGUUCAAGCGAUGGGUUUUACUCAAAAGAAUUAAUAACAUGAUGAAAGAGGCUCAGGAAGAUUCUAAAGACACACCGGCCAAUGAUACCAAGAAUCCUAAAAGACCUAGACUUUCUAAGUACAAAUACUUGGAUUUCUCUAUACUAGAUUUUCUUGGGCUGAGAGAGCGAGACCCCGUGCAACGGCUACGUGUGUCGGGCCACAUUUUACUGAAUGAAGCCCGUUACAUUCGUGAGCUUACACGAUUAUACCAGUUGACUGGCAUCCGUGAACUUCGUGAUCAUGUUCUUAGCACAGCACCUUUGAUCAACCGAGUGUGCCACAGACUCCAGGCUUCCUAUAAUGAUCGCACUGACAAGAACCUGGUAGCUCCGGAGAAUUGCCUUUCAUCCCACAAGAUUGCCGAUGCAUCGUCACGCUCAACAUUUAUGUUUAUGGCGAAUUCUGCACGUCCAUUUCUUGAAAUCACUGAUAGCGAGGGCCAUCAGUUAAAUAUUCCUGAAGCUUACUUGAGUCCGUAUAGAUUUGUGCCCAUCUACUGGCGGUUGCUUCAUAACUUUAAUGACAUUGAAGCCGUGGCCCGUACCUUAAAGUCUCCACCCGAGGCGGACCAGAUUGACUUUUAA
Messenger RNA from Magnusiomyces paraingens, 1248 nucleotides. RefSeq lists its product as uncharacterized. The record is from RefSeq and is a predicted model, not a curated record. The transcript has a single exon. NCBI's taxonomy places the organism in Eukaryota, Fungi, Ascomycota, Dipodascomycetes, Dipodascales, Dipodascaceae. The coding region runs from base 1 to 1248 and encodes 415 amino acids.